Anopheles darlingi is the source of this 970-nucleotide messenger RNA. RefSeq names its product cation-dependent mannose-6-phosphate receptor-like. Bases 48 to 812 code for a protein of 254 amino acids. Gene Ontology annotation, cellular component: trans-Golgi network. Lineage: Eukaryota; Metazoa; Arthropoda; Insecta; Diptera; Culicidae. The transcript is spliced from 5 exons. The record is from RefSeq and is a predicted model, not a curated record.
CAACAAAAAGGGAGAAAUCAGAGACAGAAGGAAGAACAGAAUACGAAAUGUUGAAAUUAGUAGCGAUACUUUGGUUUUGCGGCUUCCUGCGAUUCUCUCUCGCCGAUGGAACAUGCCGGAAGGUGGGCGACUGUUCCUGCGAGUUUUACGAUGGCCAGGGAAUCGAUCUAUCACCGGUGAUUCCGGAAACGAGCCAGGCGCUGGAAACGACAUCUCCGAACGGCGACAAGUUUUAUUUCAGUCCCUGCAAAACGAUCUUCUACGUGCCAAGCGAGAACCAAACCGAUGAACUCGGUCGCUGUAACAAGGGAUACACGCUCUGUAUGUACGUAAAUGCGUCCAAAAACUACAGCAGACUUGGCGAACUGGACAGGACCGAGUUUAUCAGCAGAGAGAACGAUGGACUGUAUCUUACUUAUCGAAACGAAAAGAACUUUACUCAAGUGAAGCUGGUGUGUGCCAGAGAUAAGAGCUCGUUCCUCUAUCUCGAACCAACAUCGUACAACAAGACCCAGAACCAUACGUUGAUUCUGUUUUCCCCGUGGGCCUGUCUGAAGACGAUAGAAGACUACAGCAAACCCAGCACGGGCACGGUGCUGCUGAUUAUGCUGUUCAUCUCUAUGCUUUCCUACUUUUUGGUCGGCGUUACGGUCAAUGCCGUGUACUUGGGCGCUCGUGGCAUGGAGAUGAUUCCGAAUCUGGACUUUUGGCGCAACUUGCCCGGUCUUGUAAGGGAUGGAGCACGUUUUCUACAGAAUGGCUGUAGAGUUGAAAGGAGAGACCCUAGCCCGGACACCUACGACGCCAUAUGAUGAUAUUAUGUCUGCCAGAUGGGAUCCGGAUUGUUUCCCCAUUUUCUGUGUUGUGCUGUGUAACCGUUUUGCAUCUGGCGCAUCCAUCGUAUCCAGGUGGCCCCAAUGCGCUAUUGUUUCCCUUUUCCGCAUAAUAAAAAAUGUCAUUUUGUUUGUAA